Drosophila eugracilis is the source of this 1506-nucleotide messenger RNA. Its product is annotated as attacin-A. The record is from RefSeq and is a predicted model, not a curated record. NCBI's taxonomy places the organism in Eukaryota, Metazoa, Arthropoda, Insecta, Diptera, Drosophilidae. Bases 374 to 1249 code for a protein of 291 amino acids. Gene Ontology annotation, biological process: defense response to bacterium. The transcript has 3 exons. Gene Ontology annotation, cellular component: extracellular region.
UGUCGGCUAAUUGCAGGCAGUCCCCUUUAUCGCGAAAAACGAGUGAAAUUGAAAAGCCGUUCGUUCCAUUUGCAAGGCAAAUAUGCGAAGCCCCCGGAUCUCCGGACGGUUUUUUCUUUCACCUUGCGGUGGACAACAUCGCAACAUGCUGUCGAACAUUUCCGCCGGACUGUUUCCGUUAUGCAACGCCGUUGCAAGGACAACAACAGGUGGAUGUGUGGAAGUGUGUGAGAAAGGAUGGCGAAUCUGAAACCCUGGCCACUGUUUACGUCGACCAAACUUUUUGUCAGCUGUCAUCGGGGCAGACAUAUGUACAAAAGGAAAACGAGAGUUUUCUCUUUAUUCUGAUUCCAACAAGUCGCCAGCACCAAGAAUGACAGCUGCAACGUAUUGCACUGGAUGUGUGGCAGACAAAAAAAAAAAAAAAAAAAAGUACUUCAACACACAUGUAAUGUAUUGUGCUCGAAAGGCCCCGGCGAGAUUCGAACUCACGAUCUCCUGUUUACUAGACAGGCGCUUUAACCAACUAAGCCACGGCGCCACUUGCGGUACACCCGAAAAUUUCGAAACUUCUGUGGGGAAUGUACCAAAGAUGCCUGGGGUACUUUUGCGGCAGAAGGCAUCUGACUAUAAAAGCGAACUUGCAGUCAUUCAAACUAAGAAAAACAGUCAAAGUAAGAAGAUUAAAAGAAAAAAAAAGAAAAUGGAUUGUCAGGCCACAGGAAACCCAAAGACCGGAGAGGCGAUCGCCCGAUGUGGAGUGAGUGUGGGAGACGAUCUGAACAAUGCUCGAGCUGGCGUAUUCGCUUCCACUCCGGGCGCUGGAGGACCCGUCACCAAGGGAGUUUACGGAGCGGUCAACGCCAAUGGCCAUAGUUUAUCGCUGCAACAUGGUCACAUCGAGGGCGUGGGCAGCACCACCACCGCCGCUGCUCAGGCCAAUCUCCUACAGAGCCAGAGCACUUCACUCAAUGCCACUGGCUUCCACAGUCACAGCAGAUCCCAUGAUCAGUUCGGAGGCGGGCUUAAUAUGCAGACGGCAGCGGGUCACCAAGCGGCACUGGGGGUCACCAGGGUUCCUCAGUUCGAUGUGACCACCAUUCAGACUUCUGGCAAGGCCAACCUGUACACUUCCCCAAGUGGCAACCUCAACCUAAAUGCCACCGGGACUGCAAACCAUCAUCUGAGGGGACCGAUGCGUGGCAAGACCGAUUUUGGAACCGGACUUAACUUGCGAUAUGAUUUCUAAUUUAUUUGGAGUGGAUUUGGGUUUCGGAUGGCUCUACAUGCCACCUCGCAAGAUCGAUGCAAACGCCAGAUCGUCGUCCUCUAUCCAAAUGUAAACCCCUUCGACGAUCUGAACAGCGAGUUAAGAGCCUACAUGUUGUUUAAUACUUAUUUAGAAAAGAGCAAUCCAAACUUCUGGAACAAGCUAAACUUCCUAGAAGUUAACAUUUCAGUAGAAUCCUUAUACUCAAUAAAAAGGUUUUCUAUGCUGCACUAUUU